CGUGACUCAUAUGCCAGGGACCCCAUCGAGGAGUCCCGCUCGCUCACCGCUUGGGAUGGAUGACCGUCAUGGAAUUGGCCAAUCGCCUCAAUUUGGUCGCCUUGGGGGAAGCAAGCGCCCUGGAGCUUUUGAUACUCCCACGACGUCGGCUCCAGUGCGCUCUAGUUCGACGGACUUUUGGACCGCGGAUGACUAUAAGGCAUUCGGAGAUGCGUUAGCUAGUGCAUUGGUAUCGAUAUCUGCUCCGAGCUCACCAGUCAAUCGAUGUGCUCCUCCAUCCGCCGAGUUGGACUCAUUCCCCAAGGUAUCAAUCUCACCAAUGGUGGAUGACAAUCUCGCUACGCACUUUUCGAAGGACGACGAAAGUGUCAUACCGGGGAUAAGUGAACACAAUAACGAACCUGUGCUUUUUGAUAUCCCCCUUAAUCUUCAAUUGGGGAGUCGUGAUGAUUCUAUAUUGGGAUCUGAUAUCCGACCCCGGUUAGUUGCAGCAUCGGCACCAGUAUCCCCUAUACACGGAUCGUCUGGCCGUCGUAAUAGGAAACAGCAGCAACUUUUAAGGCAUAGACUGACAGUAGGAGAUUCAAAUGAAGGGACCAAAAUUGAUGUAAGCAAGCAGCUAUUGAAGACUCGAGUAUGUAAACUAUAUUUGGAAGGAAAAUGCAGAUACGGCAAGAAGUGUUAUUUCGCUCAUAACGCGGAUGAGUUGAGGGAACCACCGAAUUUGAGGAAGACGACCCUCUGUCGAUUGUAUGCUCAAGGGAAAUGCACACUAGGUGACGAUUGCAAAUAUGCACAUGGACCGAAGGAGCUUCGAGCCACUGAAGGUGUCUAUAAAAGUGUUGUCUGCAAUUGGUGGAAGCAAGGUCACUGUCAGUACGGCUCGAGAUGCCGGUUUGCCCAUGGAGAACACGAGCUUUGCAUAACCAAUUCUAAUACUCCGGUUACCUCACGAGAAUCUUCGCCUAAAAGAGGGGACUAUCGUCAUACUCAAAGCGAGCAGAUACCGUUGAAUAUCAACAACGAUGGGGGAUUGAUUCCCAUCCCAUUGGAAACUCACGUCUCCAAUCGACCAACUACUGCUAUUCCAACCAGACGGCUGGUUGGGUGCAAUAACUAUUGUAUGGAUGAUGGUGACAUGCAGUUGGUCAACGCAUUAGUAUCACCAGUGCGCAGUAGGGAGACCAGAAAGAUGGCUCAGCAGGAUGGUCCUUCAAUAAUUCCUCUUCCUCGGGCCUCUCCAAUGGAUGAUUACCCUCUAUAUGCUAAUCGUAGCCAAUGCUCAUCGUCGAGUCCAGACCAUGCUAGUCGACAGUUGGUUGACCUUGGUUCUGGUUUUUCACCUCCCAAUAUCAACGAUGAGAAUAUUUCUAAUACGGAUGCCUAUUUGCCGCCCAGGAAAUUGCAAGAAUUUGUGUCCUCUCCUGUGGAGGAGGAUACUGGUCUCGGCUCGGGGUAUCCUGCUGACUCUCUUACCAAGGCAGUACCAGCCGGGGCACCAUCGUCAUCGACAUCAUCGCUAGCCAACAGAAUGAAGCAACUGUUCCCUUGUGAAAUGUGUCAUACCGGGGUACAGAUGGCGGCCGAUCCAGAUAAUCGAAAGGUUUUCUACCCCUGCGGUCAUGGUACUGUUUGCGCCAAAUGUGCAGAGAGGGUUAUCAUGCGACAUAUGCUAUGUCCUUCUUGCUCUUCGAGUGUCAUGCACACCUUGUCUGUCUACAUCCCCACUAAGGCUGUUACUACUUCACAGUCAUCAGCGCGGAUGGAUGAACCAACCCGAAUUGGCACAUCAAGGGUUGAACUUUAAUACUAAUCUCAUGAUAGAGAUAUCAUUUUCUGACAGUGGACCAGCAUUUAUAGUAUGCUCUACAUAGUAUCAUUUCUGUAAAAUUUACAGUAUUUGUAGUUCUCCCAGUCAUGCUGGUAUGUGUACAACGGAUGAGUGCAACAAUUCGGUGAAAUAUCCCUAUGUAGAAUGUCUAAAUUUUGUUGCUGUCGUCGUUUUCUGUCGUAGCCGCUGAGACGGUUAAUCAUCAUCCAACGAAUUGUUGAAUCGCUAACUAAUGGUCGAGCCGUCAAGGCUGUAGUCAGUGUACCUCAUGUAUUGCUUAAUCAGGUUGAUGGACCGUGAUGAAGCAUUUAUCCCCACUCUUGAAUGCUUCUAUUGCCGAGCCAUCAUGAUCGAUCAGCAAGACGUACUUGCUACAUUAUCUUAUUUCACGUCUGGCAAUACAAUCAACUGCUAGACAGCCGUAUAACACACUUCUCUAUUCUCGAAAUGAUUACCAGCAUCCGCACUAUGCUCGGUUCAUGUAAUAUCUAUCUUCGCUUGAUACCAAUCAGAUGAUGAUGAGUGACUUCGAAUGAUGUUGUGCCCUUGUUUCGUCUCCUAUUGCUUCUCUCACUUGAUGCUGAUCCGGGUGCUAUAUUGACGGCAGACUUUCUCAACCUCAUUUCAGUCCAUCAAGGACACACCGGUUCGAACUUGAAGCAUUCACAGUCUCUAUCGU
Molecule: messenger RNA, 2510 nt
Organism: Perkinsus marinus ATCC 50983
Lineage: Eukaryota; Perkinsozoa; Perkinsida; Perkinsidae
Exons: 11
Coding region: 11-1807 (598 amino acids)
Molecular function (GO): metal ion binding; mRNA binding
Source: RefSeq, a predicted model, not a curated record